This is a messenger RNA of Brassica napus (rape), 1611 nucleotides long. RefSeq names its product mediator of RNA polymerase II transcription subunit 4. Bases 117 to 1388 code for a protein of 423 amino acids. Gene Ontology annotation, molecular function: transcription coregulator activity. The transcript has a single exon. Gene Ontology annotation, cellular component: core mediator complex; mediator complex. Gene Ontology annotation, biological process: regulation of transcription by RNA polymerase II. The record is from RefSeq and is a predicted model, not a curated record. NCBI's taxonomy places the organism in Eukaryota, Viridiplantae, Streptophyta, Magnoliopsida, Brassicales, Brassicaceae.
AAGGUUUGAAAGUUUGGGUGUUUUCGCAACUGAUCACAACCGUCGAUCUAUAUACCAAAGGAAGUUCUUCGAUGUACUCUCCCUAGACUGUUCUCAAUUUUUCGCCGGCGGCGAGGAUGCUACAGCAUCAGAUCGGUCAAUCUCCGGCGAGACUAGGGCUAACAGGCCCUGGCUCUCCUUCCGUACAAAACCUAACGCCUUCUCGUCAUGGCCAUCCAACCUCCUCUUCCUCCUCCCAAUCUCACCACCAACAACAACAGAUCCAACAACCUCCUAACCUACCACCUUCCUCCGCCGCAGCCUCAUCCUCAUCCUCGGCGGCUGUUUCCUCGUCCGCUUUGCUAUCACUCCUUCCGCCGCUUCCCCGAGCGCAGGCUCUUCUCCAGCAGAUGGCGGUUUUAUCAUCCAAGCUCUUCGACGUCUCUCCUAAUCGCGCGCUCUGGCUCUCCGCCUUCCGCGGCUCCCUCCCUUCGUUCCUCACCUCGCACUCGCUCCCGCCGCCUCCGCCGCUCGAAAUCCCUAAUCCUUCGUCCACCAAGGAGAUCCUCUCUCAGUUCAAUUCCCUCCAGAUGCAGCUCUUCGAAGCCGUCACGGAGCUUCAAGAGAUCCUAGAUCUCCAGGACGCGAAGCAGAAGCUCGCGCGUGAGAUCAAAUCCAAAGACUCGUCUCUCCUCGCCUUCGCCAACAAGCUCAAGGAAGCUGAACGUGUUCUCGAUAUGCUCGUUGACGAUUACGCCGAUUACCGCAAACCAAAACGAACCAAAACUGAAGACGAAGAGAAUGACAAUGAGUCUUCUCCCUCUGUUACCACCACAGUCUCUUCUCAGCUCAAGCUUAAGGACAUCUUAGCCUACGCUCACAAGAUCAGCUACACAACAUUCGCUCCUCCUGAGUUCGGCGCAGGGCAAGCGCCUCUCCGUGGCGCAUUGCCACCAGCUCCACAAGACGAGCAAAUGAGAGCUUCUCAGCUCUACGCCUUCGCUGAUCUCGACAUUGGUCUACCUAAAACCGUGGAGAACAUCGAGAAGAAGGUUGAAGCACUCAUGGAGCCACCACCUCCACCAGAAAGCAUGAAUCUUUCUGCGAUUCAGGGCCUGCUUCCACCGAAUAUCGCAGUUCCUUCGGGAUGGAAACCGGGAAUGCCGGUGGAACUGCCGAAAGAUUGGCGCUUGCCGGCUCCGCCUCCUGGAUGGAAGCCAGGAGACCCUGUUGUGUUACCGCCUGAGUUGGUUCCCGCGCCUAGAGCACAGGAGCAGCAACAGAUGCGGCCUCCUCAGGGACUUCACAGGCCGCCUGAUGUCAUACAUGUCCGAGAGGUUCAGCUUGACAUUAUGGAGGAUGAUAGCAGUGAAUACAGCAGCGAGGAGAGUUCAGACGACGAGGAAUAAUCAAACACUAUGAUUCUCGAUAUAAAGGUAAUGGUUAUCCUAUGUUACUGAUAGUUCUUGAUUAAAGUUUGUGUGACUGAUGUAAAAUGUUCUACUUGCUACUCUAGAGGCUUUUCGCACCAAAAUAUGGAUUCGAAUUCUGUUUACAGAAAGAGUUGUUGCAUCUUUUUCUAGAGAGCCAGUGUUUAGCGUGUUUCUAAUAAAAGUUCUAACUUUCAUGAAA